This is a messenger RNA of Yarrowia lipolytica CLIB122, 1710 nucleotides long. RefSeq lists its product as uncharacterized. NCBI's taxonomy places the organism in Eukaryota, Fungi, Ascomycota, Dipodascomycetes, Dipodascales. The record is from RefSeq and is a predicted model, not a curated record.
AUGAGAUUUUCCUUCGCCACUAUUGCGGCAAUUGUCGCACUGACAACCGCGGCCCCCAUCAAACGGGACCAGGGUUCCAACGAUAACCAGGGAGGCAUUGACCAGUCCAACCUGCAAGCUCUGUGUGAGCUCGAAGAGUAUGCCCCCAAGAAAGCUGCCGCUGCCGCCGCCGCCGAGCAGCUGAACGAGCAGAUCAGUUUCCAGGCCCAGAAUGCCGACGCUCUCGCCAAGCAGAUCGAGGACAUUCACCAGCAAAUCAGCUCUGCUGGCGAUGUGACGGCGGCUAUCGUGGCUCAGGUCAUGGACAAUGUUAGCAGCGCAGCAAGGGAUAUCUUCAGCCAGCAAGUCGAUGCUGCAAAGGAGGCGGCCAAGGCUGACCAGGACGCCACAGCCCUUGUCAUUCAGGCCAUUGCUAAAAGCCUGAACGCUCAAUCCGAUGCCAUCAAGAACCUCUUUGUCUACCAGCAGGGUGGUCCUGUUGAUCCAAUUGACUCUGUUUCGAUUCCUGUUGUCGGUGAGCCCGAUUUCGGAGCUGGUCGAGGAAACGGAAACGGAAAUGGCGGUGGAGAGAACAAUGGAAACAACAACGGCAACACCAACUGGGGUGACCACGGUAAUGGAAAUGGUAACGGAGGUGGAACCAACAACGGAAAUGACAAUGGCAAUAACAACAACAACGGCAACAACAGUAACAACAACAGUGGCAACGGUGGCAACAACAGCCACAAUGACAACGGAAACAACAGCCAUAAUGACAACGGAAACAACAGCAACAACGACAAUGGAAACAACAGCCACAACGACAACGGCAACGACAACGGCAACAACAGUUUCAACGGUGGAAACAACAGCGGGAACAACAGCGGAAACGACAACAGCAAGACCUUUUACAUCAAUAAGUUUGGCUACCCUGAACCCUAUCCCCGUGGCCAGUCUCCAGAUGGAUCUGCUCCUGCUGUUGAUGCUAACGGCAAUCCCGCUGUUGCCUCCGGUCCUGCCGCCGCUUCCUCCACCAGCGAAGCAUCUUCUGCUGCUUCUACUGAGGCCAACAACGGUCCCAAGGAUGACGCUUCUUCUGACAAGUCUAGCGGUCCCAAUGGAGACUCUUCUCCGGCUAGAAUGACUGAGUCAGAUAUCCCCAAGUCUGACCCCGUUGGAGCCUCUCGUGAUGGCCCUUCCGCCAAUGAUGGACCUGGUCCGGUCAGCUCCAAUAUCGGCCCUGAUUCGGGUAGCUUCACAGGCAAUGCUGGUCCUGUUGGUGGACCCGCUCCUGAUGGUGGCAACCCUAGUCCUGCUGGAUCUUUGGCUGCUUCGGCUGGCCCUCCUACUGGUCCUCCUGCUGGUCCUCCUGCUGGAUCUUCGGCUGGCCCUCCUACUGGUCCAGAUGUUGGUCCAUCUGUUGAUGCCCCUGCUGGUCCUCCCUCUGGCCCUCCUGUUGACGCUCCAGGACCUUUCACUGGCCCUGAUGUUCCGGGACCUUUCACUGGUCCUCCUGUUAACGCUCCUGGACCUUUCACCGGCGCUGCCCCUGUCGGCGGACCUGGUCCCGCUAACGUGGCUGCUGAGGAUGCUGGCCCUGGCAUGGCUCCUCCUGUCAACGCUGCUGGUCCAGCUGACUUUGCCGAUGCCAGAGGUCCUGCUGAUCUUCCCACCGAGACUGCCCCGGACGCUCCCUUGGAUGCUCCUAUGGAUGACCCCAGAUCCCUGUAG